Oppiella nova is the source of this 363-nucleotide messenger RNA. The record is from the annotation of a GenBank genome assembly. Lineage: Eukaryota; Metazoa; Arthropoda; Arachnida; Sarcoptiformes; Oppiidae.
AUGCGUUAUGUGUCGGCUUAUCUGUUGUCCUCUUUGGGGGGCAAUAAGAACCCAUCGCAGGAGGACAUCAAACGCAUCCUCAGCUCAGUUGGCAUUGAAGUCGACGCCGAGAAGGCGGCCAAAGUUGUCAAAGAACUCAACGGCAAGUCCAUCGACGAGAUCAUUGCCAAAGUUAUUAGUGCUGUUAUUGAGUCCAUUGGAAGGGCUGUCAUCGGUGGCGGCGGACGACGAGUGCAGACAUUGCAUCUUCAGCUGCGACUCAGCGAUGUCUUGGAGUGCACUCUGGAUCUGUUCGAGCAGUUCUUCGCCCCGUUUCACAGUCUCUCCCAAACGUUGCGCCGAAUCGUUGUUCUCCUGCUCUAA